AUGUCAUCAUCCCUGGAGAAGAAGAGGAAUACAUCGCUUCCCGAUGAUUUGCUUGACAUUGGGAGGAUAAUCGUUACGGGUUGUGACGGUCGUGAUAGUGAGGAUGUGGAGAGUGCGUUGAGAGAACACUUCGCUUCAUGUGGAAAGAUCACUGAUGUUUACAGUGGUGGUGCCAGGAUCGUUUCUUUUGCUAUUAUUUAUUUUGUGGGAGAGGGAGCAGUAGACAAGGCCUUGAAACUUGAUGGAAGUGAAGUUGCUGGAGGAUGGAAAGUCCGUGUUAAGCCUUGUCCGUUUCGUGACAACGAGUAA
Messenger RNA from Microthlaspi erraticum, 309 nucleotides. Lineage: Eukaryota; Viridiplantae; Streptophyta; Magnoliopsida; Brassicales; Brassicaceae. The record is from the annotation of a GenBank genome assembly.